Molecule: messenger RNA, 1176 nt
Organism: Lodderomyces margitis
Lineage: Eukaryota; Fungi; Ascomycota; Pichiomycetes; Serinales; Debaryomycetaceae
Gene: REI1
Product: Rei1p
Exons: 1
Coding region: 1-1176 (391 amino acids)
Biological process (GO): ribosomal large subunit biogenesis
Cellular component (GO): preribosome, large subunit precursor
Source: RefSeq, a predicted model, not a curated record
AUGUUUACUUGCAAUACAUGUAACUUGCAGUUUCCAGAAUCAAAUGACCAGAGGGUUCAUAUGAAAUCAGAGUGGCAUCGUUACAACUUGAAGAGAAAGGUGGCACAAUUACCUCCCAUUACUGAAGAUUUAUUCAACACAAAGGUUGCCUCGUUGCAACCUCAGAGCGAAACCAAGGACAAACAAACGACAAAAAAGGAACAAAGGCGAAAGGAGAAGGAAACAUUGUUGCAACAAAAGAGAGCUAUCUUGGAGCAAGCAAAAAAAGCAAUGUUGGCUGAACAAGAGGCGGCAAACGGGGAUAGCCAGAAGGAGUUAGAAGCUUCGCUGCUGGUAGAGUCUGCUACAGACGAUAAGUUACACCACAAUGAAUUGCACGAGGAGCCUGAGUUGACUCCAGAGCAGGCAGAAGAAAAAGAGUUUCAAAAGAAGCUUUCAAACAAAGUGGAAAUCCGACCAACAACAUGUUUAUUCUGCCAUCCCAAGUUGAAGCAAGAUUUUCCCACGAUUGAUGAAAAUACAAUACAUAUGUUCAAACUUCAUGGUUUGUAUAUUCCAGAAACACAAUAUUUGGUGGACAAGAAAGGCUUGAUAGAGUACCUUGCAGAAAAGAUUGGAUUUGGAUUUUGCAUAGCUUGUAACUAUCAGGGAAGAAACACAGAAGCUGCUAGAGAGCAUAUGCAAACAAAGAGACACAUGAGGAUACCGUAUGAGACUGAGGAUGAAAAAUUGGAAAUCUCGAAUUUCUACGAUUUUUCCUCUACUUAUGAUGACGAUAACGCUGACGUGGUUGUCGAAGGGGAAGAAGAUGGCGACUGGGAAGACGUAAGUGGAGAUGAAGAAGAAGACAGCGAGGAUGAAUUACCACCAUCUGAAAGGGAUGCUAUUCUACAAGACGGAAAUGAAUUGAUACUUCCAUCAGGUGCUAUUGUGGGUCAUCGCUCCAAUGCUCGGUACUACAGACAAAACCUUGCUCCUGAGAGGAUCUUAACCGAAGGCCAAGGAACGGUCAUAGCAGCUGAAACAAGGCAUAUGUUGACUUUGGCAGACAGGAAAGAAUUGGCUAGCAAGAAGAGGACAUGGAGGAAUGAAAAGAAGAGAGAGGAUGUCAAUGAUAGAAGAGCUGCUAAAUUCAUCAAUAACCAACCACAUUAUAGAGACCAGUUAUUGCAAUAG